AUGGCUCCAACUAGCGCUGUCGAUGGCAAUUCUGUCUUUCUAUACAAGUGUCUGCAAGCUUCGCAGGGACAUGGAAGGAUCGACUUUCAUGCAGUGGCCGCUGAGACAGGCUUGACUGUGGGGGCUGCAAAUAAGCGAUAUCAAAGACUCCGAGAGAAGAUCGAGCGCUCGGCGGCAUUCGGCACGGCCAGUUCUCAAAAUCCCGAACAGACGCCUAGAAAACCAACAACUACCAAGGGCAAUGCUUCGCUCAAGCGGAAGGCCGAUCUUGUCAAAGACGAAGAGCUACCAAAAGCCUCGACUUCCAUUAAGAAGGAGCCCCAAGAUGAACCAGCUGAGGAAGAAGCAGUCAUCGAAAACACCGUCUCAAAACGCCAGACUCGAGGCCGAAGACUCAAUUACAAUACGUCAGGGACGUUUGACGUUGACUCUUCUCGCCCAGGCUCCGUUGAAGACAGCGAAGAUGACUUUAAGCCGGAUGGUGCAGAAAUCAAGCAGGAGGAGGACGAGGACGAUCUGGAGCUGGUUUCUGACGGUGCAAAGCCCGCUAGCAAACGCGUUAAGAGGAACGCCGGAGCAUCAACCGAAGCAUCUGCAAGUCCGAAAUCAAAGUCUCGAAACAGUGGCAAGAAGAGCACGAUCAGGACGCCACGCAAGUCUCUAGUUGUAUCAGAGGCUACAGCCAAAUGCACCAUGCAAUCGCAGAACAAGCCACUUCCGAGUAUUGAGUACUCUCCCUCAGCAACUCACACCCCUGAAGGUGAUAAGCGUUAUGCAGGACUCGAUGGGGACAUUGAAUUGAAAUCCUUGCAGCCCGGCACUCUUAUCACGCUGCCACCGAAGCGUCAAGCACCCGUUUGGCCAAUAAUGUCGGCCGGUCCUUCAGCAGGGGCCCGCUCUUUAUCCGCAUCGUCGCAGGACUCGGCUGGCAAGAUGCUUCAGCGUGAACUUGACGAGGCUGACAUGAUUCGUCCCGAGGACAGCAUUUCGAUGGUCGGACGCAAAGACACUCCUCCAAGCCCCAACCAAAGCAAGUUUGAGCGCAUCAAGGGUUUAUUGCCGUUGUGGAAGAGUGGGUGA
Messenger RNA from Capronia epimyces CBS 606.96, 1080 nucleotides. RefSeq lists its product as uncharacterized. The transcript is spliced from 3 exons. The coding region runs from base 1 to 1080 and encodes 359 amino acids. The record is from RefSeq and is a predicted model, not a curated record. NCBI's taxonomy places the organism in Eukaryota, Fungi, Ascomycota, Eurotiomycetes, Chaetothyriales, Herpotrichiellaceae.